This is a messenger RNA of Temnothorax curvispinosus, 2772 nucleotides long. It is a transcript of the gene ldbr, whose product is annotated as lariat debranching enzyme. Gene Ontology annotation, biological process: mRNA splicing, via spliceosome. The record is from RefSeq and is a predicted model, not a curated record. Gene Ontology annotation, cellular component: nucleus. NCBI's taxonomy places the organism in Eukaryota, Metazoa, Arthropoda, Insecta, Hymenoptera, Formicidae. Gene Ontology annotation, molecular function: RNA lariat debranching enzyme activity. The transcript is spliced from 9 exons. The coding region runs from base 179 to 1894 and encodes 571 amino acids.
GAUUGUUUGCGAUUCACUGCGAAUGUAUUUUUGCGGGAGGUUAAAUAUUAUAUACCAAUGUACAUAUAACGAGAUUUUACAGGCGUUACAGGUGAUUUUCACUAUCAAGCUACGUUCGAGGAGUACAUGAUAUUAAUUGCAAGAUCGUGGAUCUUGAUCAUACGAUUGAGUUUCGAAAAUGAGGAUCGCCGUAGAGGGUUGCGCUCAUGGCGAAUUGGACAUUAUUUAUGAGACUAUUCAGGAAAUCGAGAAGGUCGAUGGGAGGAAGGUAGAUCUGCUUAUUUGCUGCGGCGAUUUUCAAGCUACCAGAAACUUAAGUGACCUAAAAUGUAUGGCAGUAUCGGAUAAGUACAAGGAUAUGCGUACAUUUUACAAAUAUUAUUCUGGCGAAAAAGAAGCUCCUGUGUUAACUAUCUUCAUCGGAGGCAAUCACGAAGCGUCGAAUUAUCUGCAGGAACUUCCAUAUGGAGGAUGGGUCGCACCUAACAUUUAUUAUCUCGGAUACGCAGGUGUGGUACAGGUGGCUGGAAUUAGAAUUGCAGGACUUUCGGGCAUAUACAAGAGUCAGCAUUGGAUGCAGGGACGUUAUGAGAAGCCUCCCUAUACUGAUAGUACUAUACGAAGUGUCUAUCAUAUUAGGAAUCUAGAAGUGUUCAGAUUAAAACAGCUUUCCGGUAAAAUUGAUAUAUUUUUAUCACACGACUGGCCGACAGGGGUAACAAAAUAUGGAGAUGUAGACACGUUGCUGAAGCAAAAACCAUUUUUUAAGGAUGACAUAAAAAGUAAUACGCUUGGCAGUCCUCCGUGUAUGGAACUGUUAGAACGUUUGUAUCCGUCCUACUGGUUUUCCGCGCAUUUGCAUUGCAAGUUCGCGGCGCUCAUUCCCGAGAAGGGAGGUGCACGAGUGACGAAGUUUUUAGCGCUGGAUAAAUGCCUGCCGAAACGGAAAUUCCUUCAGGUGCUGGAGGUGCGUUCGCAGGAAGACGGUCCGAUACAAUUGAACUACGAUCUAGAAUGGUUAACGAUACUCUACUUGACGAAUCAUCUGUUGAGCGUCAAGAGCAGUAUCCAUUACAUGCCCGGUCAAUACGGCGCUGGCAGAUGGACGUACACACCUACGGCGAAGGAGAAACAGACUGUGUACGAGAAAUUCGGUUCCAAUUUGCAGAUUCCUCUCAAUUUCACCCGAACGGUUAAACCGUACGAUCCGUGUGACACGAAUACUCGGAUCGAGCGGCCGCGAUUGCUGAUAAACGAUCAGACUACUCGAUUCUUAUUUUAUCGACAGCUCGCCGACGAACUUGUCCUCUACGACGAACUUUUAUAUAAUACGUUGAAUAAAAUAUAUAAUAUAUAUAUACACAUAUAUACAUAUAUUAUAUCGCGGAAAAUGGACAAGCUGACUAUUAUCUCGGGGAUACUGUUCCUGCUCGCGGAUAUCUCCGCCAUAAUCAGCAUCGCCAUGCCGGACUGGAUCAUUACCGACAUCGGCGGCGACACGAGACUGGGUCUCAUGUGGUCAUGCAUGACCUUGUACAACAGACCGCAGGUUUGUUUCAAAUCGCAGCUGGAGUCGGAAUGGAUGAUGGCACUAGUCUGCAUAUUUAUUGGCUGCAUUCUGAUAACGGCGACUAUAAUAUUACUGGUAAUUUCGCACUGGGACCGUACCGUCAUUCCCUUCGCCCGCUGGGUAGGAUUCGGCGCCAUGGUGCUAUUUUGUCACGCGGCAGUCAUAUUUCCAAUGGGAUUCCACAUUGACGAGAUUGGUGGGCAACCGUAUCAGUUGCCUAACUCGCACCAAGUUGGGAUCGCUUACAUCUUGUUUGUCCUAGCUCUAUGGAUCACAGUAAUCUCUGAACUCUUUGCAGGCAAAGUUUGUCUACCACAUUUUUAGCAUUCCGCCGUAGCAUUCAUAUUUCUUAAUUACGCUCUAUUGACAGUCUUUUUUAUAUCAGUUAGUUUUGUCACCGACAAGUUUCUGUUCAGGACCUGUCGGUCUUCAACAAUAUCCCGUCGGUGGUAUUGUUUAUACGAUAUAAAAUUAUUUUGAUCUUGCAAUAACAAUUUUAUAAAACUUUAAUAGGGAUUGCACUAAAUUCUGCUUUAUAUUGAGCAGAUUAAGAUAGAAUAAGGAUCAGUUAUAGCCAUUAGUUUCUAAUAUUUAAUAAAUCUUCUAUAAAAUGAUAGCUGUACAGAUAAAAAGAAUCAAUUAAGUUAUUAUAAUAUAAUAUUAAUACCUGUCCUUAACUAAAGGAUGUGUGAAUAGUCUAUGAGCGAUGUGUAUUGAAAUUUGACAGUCUAGAAUUUUCUCUAACGAUAUAUACAAUAACAUGUUAGUAGAUAAGAUCGUAAGAAGUUAACUUUCAAAUAAACACACGGGGGAAAACGAAUGAAACUCGAUACAUAUUUGAAAUAUAUAUAUAUAUGUAUAUAUGCAUGUAUAUUUCUUAAUCAUAAUUAAAUUUUAACAUAUGUACAGUUUUACUUUUUGUUAUAAACUUCAAAUAUUUAUUUACAAAACCGGAAAUAAAUGAGAGGUAUUAUGUUUAAUGCGUAAGUUACAAUUAGAUCGAAAACUUAGGAUAUUUCUUACUUCUUAUCUAUAUUAUACAAACAUACAUACUAGAUAUAAUAGAUGUAAUAGAUAUAAUAGAUGUGUGUACGUAAGAAAACUAAAACCUGUAUAUUUCUGAUUUUUCGAAAUGUUAUUUAACAAUAAAACUUGUGCCGCAAAUAAAUGGCAUUUUAUUUGCGUACGAGGCAAACAGUUAA